AUGCCAGAUCCAGACCCUGAGUCCGCUGCAUGGACGCUGUUUUUCGAUGGAGCUUUUCGCCGCCGUUCGAGACAACACGGUGCAGGUGCAGGAGCUGGUGCCACACUAUUUCAAGGCACAGUGAACAAGUGGAACGUUGCUUGCUUCCUGCCCAGUUCAACGCACACCAACAAUACUGCUGAGUAUAUUGCUCCUAUUAAAGGUCUCAGUGGGGAUCUACAUCACGGUGUGAGCAGUCUCACGGUCAAGGGUGACAGUGCAUUGAUUCUGGAGCAAGUGCGUGGACGAUACUCCUGCAACAACGAUCAACUACGGCGUUCGCGCAACAAGGCUCGCCGACUUCUCCACCGCUUCGACCACUACGAGUUGAUUCACGUUGACAGGAUGGAGAACCAGGCUGCAGACAGAUUGGCGAACCGGGCUCUGGACAUUCAACGGACCAAGACGGAAUGCUCUGCCCAUGGCAUCGAUGGCAGUGGAGAUGAAGCUGUUGAAGACAAUCUGGAAGAUGACGAUGCUGCUGCUGAUGUCAUCCGCCGGGACAGAGGCCGGACGUUUCCAGUUCUUCCAGUUACUGCUGAUAGCGUUCCAGUCCGCCAGUCCAGAUUGAAGUUGCGAUCCAAGUUGAGUGAAGAUGAGCUUGAAGCAGCUCGACUGGCGGUGAAGCAGGUUGCUGAUGACUUUGCGGACAAGCUCACAGAUGCCGACGAUUGGGAAACAGCGGAAGGGUACCUCGCAGCGCUGACUCCGUCAUUAUACGCUGCUCUUUUGCUAUUUUCGCAGCGACCACGACCUCCAGGUCAUCCACGGCGACAAGAGUUGAGUUCAGGUCGCCAGCGAGGACGUCAAAGACCACCUCCAACACCUGGCAACCAGCAACUGAACGAAGCUCUGGACCAUUUGGACAACAUUCAGCAUGGAUCUCAGCCAUCCCAGCCUGCUAUUCGGAAGGCGCGACGACGUGCGGGACGAAUUCGGUCAGCCAUGAAGCGCACUCUGUUGCGGAAGAAGUUUCGGGUUCAUGAGAAGGCGUGCAUGCAGCAAGUUCUGUCGGAAGCGUCACCGGAUCCCGAAGUCACUGGUGGAGAAGCUGCUCCCACGCGCUGUCCGAUUGCAAGAGCAGCUGUUCAUGACUACUUCCAGGGUGUUAACACUCCUCAGCGUGAUUUUAAUUUCGAUGACAGGGCUGGUGCUACAUUUCGAAAGCUUCUGUCUGCUCUUCCGCCAGCCUCUGCAGCUAUGGAUGCUCUUACGAUGGACAUCACGCCAGAUGAUGUGGAGGUUGCUGUUCACAAAUCCCAUGCACACUCCAGCCCGGGUAUGGAUGGUGUCGGUCAUGACAUCUUCAAGAACUAUUUACCCGAGUUGUUAUCGACACUACAUGCUGCUUAUGGUGUAUGCUGGAAGCAUGGAAAGGUACCUGCUGUCUGGAAAGUAGGAUCGGUGCAGCUGAUUUACAAGAAAGGUGACCCCAGUGAACCAAGUAACUGGAGACCGAUCUGCCUUCAAGCGUGCAUCUACAAGCUCUACUCGGACAUGUUGGCGAGGCGACUAAAGCGCUGGCUGGAAGCAAAUGGCCGUUUGACUGACUCGCAGAAAGGGUUUCGAAGUGUCAACGGUACCGCCGAGCACAAUUUCGUGAGCAUGGCUGUGAUCGACCAGACCAAGAGACGCCCUCGUCCUCUCCACAUGGUCUGGUAUGACAUCAAGAACGCAUUUGGGUCGGUGCCACCGGAGCUGAUUUGGCGUGUGUUGCUGACUACCAGUGCCAGCGUCUCGUUUGUGGAUCGUCUCAAGAAUAUCUACGAUGGUGCGUCGUUUACGGUGGCCAACACGGCAGAUGGUGCGACGGACCCGAUCCAGCUUCGGAUGGGUGUUUUUCAAGGUUGUCCCCUGUCGCCCUACUUGUUCUUGGUUGGCAUCAUGCCCCUCGUCCGUGCGUUGCAAGAGCUUGCUCCGGAGAUUGGAGUGCCCGUGACGGCUGACCGUAAGGUUUCGGUGACAGCAUAUGCAGAUGACUUGAAGACAUUCAGCUCAUCCACCGUCGGUAUCAAGAAGGCACACUCGGUCGUUGUCCAGUUUCUUCGGUGGUCUACCAUGCAAUCCAAUGCUUCCAAGUGUGCCUCGCUCUCGGUCAAGACCGACACACAUGGACAUUUACGUGACGAUCAAGUGGAGCUUACACUAGACGGUGGCAUCAUUCCGUCGCUCAAGAUUUCGGAAGGGUACACGUACCUGGGUAUCGGUGAUGGCUUCAACCACGCCAAACACCGUGGCUCGAUGGGACCUGUUUUGCAAGACAUGAAGCGCAUGAUGGCACCGAUUUUUCGUUCAUCACUGGAUCCGUGGCAAAAGAUGAAGGCGAUCAAGACGUAUGUUUUCCCGAAAGCAGAUUAUCUGCUGCGACACGUACGAGCCUACAAGACCCAGCUGGACAGUGUGGACUCAGCAUUGGCACGUGGUUUAAGCCAUCUUCUGAAGCUCAACCAGUCCAGUACGACUGCAAUGUUUCACGCUCCAGUUGCCGCCGGUGGUUUGGGUUUCACUCCACUUGUCGACCUUAGAGCUGUGCUACAGAUAAGUCAUGCCUGGCAGAUGCUGCACUCCUCCGAUGUGCUUAUUCGUGAGAUUGCUCAAGAGCAAGUGUGGCAGGCAAUCCAGAAGCGAUUCACCAUGGACCCGGACCAUUGGCGUGGACGUAUACCUACUGCCAUCCAGCUCUUUUUGAAUGGUGAUCUCGAUUCUUCUCCAUUUGCCCGUCAGAAGCGCAAGUCGGGGGAUAUUGGUUCGUUAUGGGUGGAUGUCAAGAAUCAUCUUGCGACCCGUGGAUUGAAGUUGACGACGGAAACAGUGCUCACGGAAGCUGGAACUGAGGUGGAAAUGAUGUUGCAGCUCAAGUUACCACAUCGAUCGCAACCACUACCGCACAGCGACAUCACCAGGCAGCUUCGCCAUCAUUUAAAACUGACGGAGCUUGAGCGGUGGAAAGGAUUGAGUGCCCAGAGUUCCGUUGUGCGAGCUAUUGGUGGAGUUGGAAGCUGUUUUCUUUCUCGUGGUGGUGGAAUGAGCGACGCAGAAUUUCGUUUUGCUUUGCAGGCUCGGGUUGAUUUGGUACCCACUCGAUCGGUUCUUCGACGUUGGAAUGAGCGUGGGGGUGCAACCUGUCGCCACCCCAGAUGCCAUCACGAUGAAACGCUCCCACAUGUUCUUCAGCACUGCCCAGGCAAUUCUCGGGCCAUUGAUGGUCGUCACGACCGUGUUCUUGGGAUAAUCAAGAAAGCGGUUGAGCCCAUUGUUUUCAAGUCCUCCAGUCGUCUGACGGCUUGCUUUGACACAUACGUGGAGGGUCUACCGGGUCGUCAACUGCGUCCAGAUAUCCAGAUUUUUGAUGCGGCUUCGAGGACCGCCUACAUUUGUGAUCUCGCUAUUGCCUUUGAAGCUCAGAAGACGGACGACCCUGCUACAGGCAACAUGCGCGUUCGUCAUGCCGAGAAGUUGGUCAAGUACCAGCGUGCAAAGGAGUUUCUGGAGACGAUGGGAUGGCGCGUUCAAGUUUCAGCUUUGGUGUACGGAUCGUUGGGAUCAGUGUUGCCCUCCAACUCCAAGGUGUUGACGGAGCAGCUACGUCUGACCAAGAUGCAUGCCAAUCAACUCAAUCGUCGGAUUUCGGUGGCAUGUGUUCAGGCAAGCUACAAGAUAUGGAGGCUACAUUCGGGAGAGUUGAAUUCAGGAGAUACGUCAAGAAACUCGAGGCCAACUGUGGCUCCCACGGCUACAUCGACCUCGCCGAGCACCAGGACCUAUGACCCAUCCGCUCACGACUCCUGUCCCUCCACGCCGGACCAGCACACGAUGGGGACCUCGCCGAGGUCACGUGACUUCAUCUGCUGCUCCGGACACCCAGUCAAGGUCAAGACAGCACCCACCACAUCAACACUUGACUCGGACCUCGCAUUCUUCCGGACAGCCACGCUCAAGGUCGACUCACCAGCCUAG
Messenger RNA from Hyaloperonospora brassicae, 3996 nucleotides. Lineage: Eukaryota; Oomycota; Peronosporomycetes; Peronosporales; Peronosporaceae. The record is from the annotation of a GenBank genome assembly.